AUGUAAAAUGGGGGUUUACUGGGUUUUGGUUUUUUUUAAGGUUGUAUUCCUGGCUUACACCUCAUCACUCGCUGUUGUGAUUAUUAUUAUGUGGUGCAUUUAACCCUUUUUCUAUACAGAUCUGUUCAUUUGAAAACCUCAUCAUGUAUGGCCACUUUUAUAAAAAUAGGAAAAAAAGAAUUGACAGUUGAAGUGUUAACAGGAGUCUAAAGCCCAAGCAGUGUGAGAGGAGGAGAUAAAACAAGUCCCACUGGUUAUAUAUAUAUAUAGCGAGAGAGAGAGAGAGAGAGAGAGAGAGAGAGAGAGGAAAGUUCAGUUUCGUUUCUUGUUCCUGCUCUCAGUGAUGGCGGCUGCUGAUCUGAGAGACGAGCUGAGCUGCUCCAUCUGUACGAGCAUUUAUACUGAUCCUGUAUCCCUGCCGUGUGGCCAUAACUUCUGCCGGGACUGUAUUGGGACAACAUGGGACACCCAGGAGGAAACUUUCCUUGAAAAUCCUUCCUGCCCUGAAUGUAGACAGAGAUUUAGUAGGAGACCUGAACUGACAACAGACUGGAAGCUGCGUGGCCUGGUGGAGAGAUUGUAUCCAACUGAGACAGAGCUGGGGGAGACUGGGAUCUUCUGCACCUACUGUGUCCUCUCUCCUGUACCUGCUGCUAAAUCCUGUCUCCUGUGUGAGGCUUCUCUGUGUGAUACCCACCUGAGGGGGCACAGCAAGUCAGCAGAACAUGUACUGACCCAACCCACCAACUCCUUUAUGGGGAGAAAAUGUUCUGUACAUCACAAGGUUCUGGAGUAUUACUGCUGUGAGGAGUCUGUCUGUAUCUGUGUAUAUUGCUGGGUGGCUGAGGAGCACAGGGGCCACAGGGUGGAGCUGCUGAGUGAGGCCUCUGAGAAGAAGAAAGAGACACUGAGGAAAGUUGUGGAGAAACUGAGGCCAGAGAGAGAGGAGACUGAGAGAGGAGCCCAGAGACUGCAGGAGCGCAGGAGAGAAGUGGCAGAAAAAGCAGCCGGUGAGACAGAGAGAGUCACUGCCCUGUUUAGAGACAUCAGGGAACAGCUGGAAGCCCUAGAGAAGCGACUCCUGAGUGACAUCUCCAGGCAGAAAGAGAAGCUCUCACUCACACUCACUGAUCUGAUGGAGCAGCUGGAAAUAAAGAAGGACGAGCUGUCCAGGAAGAUCCGUCACAUUGAGGAGCUGUGCAACAUGGCAGAUCCACUCACUGUCCUACAGGAACGGGAAUCACAUGGAGCUGCAGAUAAUGAGGGGGGCAGAGAGAGACAUGAUAUAAAGGUCCCUGCUGUAGGGGAUCUGGAUGUGGAUCUGAUCUCAGAGACAUUAGUCACAGGCUUAGCUGCCAUUGUGACUGAGAUAAAGGAAUGGUGUUAUGAGUCUACAGUCCUGUUACUGGAUAUAAACACGGCUGGGAAUCAUGUAUCUGUAUCAGGGGACAAGAAAUAUGUCUCCCACACACGUACAGACCAGCAUCACCCAAAAACCCCAGAGAGAUUUCAGGAUUCUCAGACUUUAAGCAUCAGGAGUUUCCCCUCAGGGCGACAUUACUGGGAAGUGGAGGUCAGUGAAUCAGGGGACUGGGGGGUAGGGGUGGCCUAUCCCAGUAUAGAGAGGAGAGGGUAUCACUACUGCAUGGGGAUGAAUAACAAGUCCUGGUGUUUGUGGAGAUGGAGUAAUAAAUAUAAAGUGACACAUGACAGUAAAGACACACAGUUAUCACAUGUCCCUUCCUGCAGGAGAAUCAGGAUCUCACUGGACUAUGAGGCCGGACGUCUGUCCUUUUAUGAGCUGAGUGAGCCAAUCAGACACUUACACACCUUCACUUGCACAUUCACUGAGCCCCUUCAUGCUGCAUUCUGGGUAGGCUGGGAUAAUACCUGUGUGAGAAUCAUUAGUUAUGGCACUGCCCAACAGGAAACCCAUUGCCAGAGCUGCCAUUAGUCAUGUGAUGCCAGGGAAGGAUGGAAGGAAGUGCGGGUGCCAUGAUAAUGUUGGGCAGUCUCCUCUAGCAAUGACUUGACAUGUGUUUUUACUAAGUAGCACUGAUUUAUAAACAUAGGUGCUACAUUAUGCAAGUGAAGUUUGCAGUAGCAACCAAUACGAUCAUUUCUUUCAUUUUGCAACUUCUAAUACACUAUUCAAAACUAAUUGCUGAUUGGUUGCUACUGCACUCGUGUAAUGUAACACGUAUGUUUAUAAAUCAGCCCCAGUGACUCGGUGUCAACACUUCUUAGGACACUGUCUUUUCCAUUCUCAUAUAGGAACAUUCCUUUAAAAAACAGUUAACCAUUUUUUUGCCAGAACACAGAGUUAGUCUGGCCUACUGGGACACUGUGAAAAAUUCCAGGGACCUAUAAAGAGGCUAAAUUACUUUUUCAUCCCUUGAGUUUAUGCCCUUUUAUUUUCUUUUAAUUUUUUUUUAUUUUACAUAUAUAAAAUAAAAUGAUUGCAUAAACAUUGUUCAGGAGCUGCAGAUACUGGACAAUCCCCAGUCUGCAGGGGUUCCAAAGUUUUGGGUUCCUGAAUCAUUUAAAUGAGUAACAAUAAACAAAAAUGACUAUUAUUUAUGGGUACUGUCAUUUUUCUGCACUUACAAAGGUUUGGGCAAUUUAUGAGUUGAGUUUAAAUUACAUGUUAUGUCAGAGCGGGAGAGGAAGAGAACAAAAGAUCUUUGUCCCAAUUAUCACCAGGGGUCUAAUUCUGUGUGUCGGGGAGUAGUAGCGGUAGGAAAAUUAGCCCAGUGUUAAAUUCCUGUAUGUAAGUCAUGGGUUCCAACCUUUAUAAAAAGUUUUCUGGCGUUUUGGUUUCUCCAAUAUGAGCAUAUUAUCUAUCCUUGCUUUGACUAAUUGAAAAUCUAGGAUAGGGAAUUUCCAGGCUGCUGUUAUAACUUGUUUAAGGGCUGAGAAGAUAUGAGGUAUUUUUUAGCUCCUGGAAUUCUCUUGUGAAUUAGUGCCUCUGCCGGGACUUUCCUUAAUGUAGAUACGAAUCCAAAAAUGGGGAGCUUUGGGGCAUUCCCACCAGAUAUGCAUAAAUGAUCCUUGCUGACCACAGUUUCUGAAGCAUAAAGGGGAACAUGUGGGAUACCAUUUUGCCAGUCUUGUGGGUACCAAGUACCAUUGAGUUAAUGCCCUUUUUUAUACAAGAACUUUAUUUGCUUUAGUAGCCACAGAAUGACACUGCCCAGAAUUAG
This is a messenger RNA of Xenopus laevis (African clawed frog), 3203 nucleotides long. Its product is annotated as E3 ubiquitin/ISG15 ligase TRIM25-like. NCBI's taxonomy places the organism in Eukaryota, Metazoa, Chordata, Amphibia, Anura, Pipidae. Bases 344 to 1954 code for a protein of 536 amino acids. The record is from RefSeq and is a predicted model, not a curated record. The transcript has a single exon.